Colletotrichum godetiae is the source of this 1843-nucleotide messenger RNA. Its product is annotated as cytochrome P450. Lineage: Eukaryota; Fungi; Ascomycota; Sordariomycetes; Glomerellales; Glomerellaceae. Gene Ontology annotation, molecular function: iron ion binding; oxidoreductase activity, acting on paired donors, with incorporation or reduction of molecular oxygen; monooxygenase activity. The record is from RefSeq and is a predicted model, not a curated record. The transcript is spliced from 5 exons. The coding region runs from base 18 to 1748 and encodes 576 amino acids.
AGUGGGCGGGCAACUGGAUGUCCGAUUCUCAUUGUUAUCUCCUCGGAGAAACAAGCACCUUAAGCCCCCAUCAUUUUAGACCUCAAGGCAAGUUUGAGCAUCCCGACAGUGACAAAAUCAUUCUGUGUGCACCUUUCGUCGUAUCCGUCCCAGGACUGAUUUUAUACCUUUCUCAUCACGACUUUGGAACAGUGUGCGAAAUGGCAUGGUUCAUGUUAGGUCUAUUGCUGGCCGCGGCCUAUGUUGGCUCUAUCGCUGUCUACAGGCUGUUCUUCAGCCCGCUUGCCCGCUUCCCAGGGUCCAAGUUGGCAGCCCUCACAUUUGCUUAUGAGUUCUAUUACGACUUUUUCAAAGAUGGCGGCGGUCGAUACUGGGCUGAAAUUAAUCGCAUGCAUGAUACAUCAGGCCCCAUAGUCCGUAUCAACCCGUGGGAAGUGCACAUCCGGGACCCAGAGUUCACCGAGGCUUUCAAAAUCUCGAGAAAGACGUCCAGGCCGUGGUGGUACUAUCGAUCCAAUGGACCGCCGAAUAGUGUUCUUCAAGCCGGACCUCAUGAGUUACAUCGAACGCGCCGCGAGGCCAUCCUGCCCGUGUUCGCCACCCCUCUUAUCAUGUCUCGUGAACACUUAUACGAGGCGUUGGUGCAAAGGUUACUUAUGAGAUUCCGCACCGCUAAAGGCACCGGCGCCGUGUUGACCUUGGGCCAUGCUUUUCGAUGCCUCGCCAUCGACCUGACGUGUACCACGAACCUCGGCUAUGAUUUUGGGUUCGUCGACGUCGAGGACUUUGAGAAAGACAUGUUUAAUAUAGCAAGGACCCUAGGUCGUAUGAACAUGAUCAGUCGUCACAUCGGGCACUGGUUCUUCGCGGUGAUGCGAGCUCCGGCGCGCUGGGCCAAACGCGCAGAGCCAGUCAGUCCUGGAAUGAUUCGCGUUCUGCGCUUCCGGAACUUGAUCGAUCAGGCCGUCACGGAACAGCAUCGUGCUGCGACGACCAAUAUCACAAGUACAAGUGAAAAGACUGGCGGUAGUGGCGGCGAUGAUGGGUUUAAAUCCACAGUCCAGAACAUCCUCAGGUCGAACCUUCCAGCCCAUGAAAAGGAGUUGACACGCGUGGUGAACGAGGUAUGGCUCUGCAUCAACGCGGGCAUCGACACAGAAGGCCAAGCCAUCGCGUUUGCGACGUUCAUGCUCCUAAGCCACCCCGAAGAGCUAGCACAACUCCGCGAAGAGCUAGCAGAAUGCGAAAAGAGGCUUGGCAGACUUCCGACCUACCAGGAGCUCAAGGAGCUGAAUUACCUAAAUGCAGUCGUACAGGAAUCGUUCCGCCUGAACCACCCCAUUGCCGGCCGUUUACCCAGGACCGACCCCGACAAUGAGAUCCAGUACGGGAAUGUGGUGAUCCCCAGGGACGUCACCGUUUCCGUGUCCACGUACGACAUCUAUCUCGACCCCACGAUCUUCCCUGAUCCGCACAGAUUUCAGCCUAAGCGAUGGCUUGACCUGGGUGAGCGAAAACGCCUCCGCAAGUAUAUCAACAACUACGGCCGCGGGACCCGUAGCUGCGUGGGUAUGGACGUGGCCAACAUGGGAAUCUACUUGACUCUAGGACGCAUCUUUUCUCCGUCGGCUGGCUUUGAGCUCUCGUUACAUGAUACGCUUUAUGAGCGCGAUGUAGCCUUUGAUGCUGACUUCUUUGGGGCCUUUCCCAAGAGCAGUUCCAACCAUAUCAAGGCGACCGUAAUUUAGAGAACUAAAACCCAGAAAUAUCAUGUUGAAAGAAGCAAGUAGGUUUCAAAUCCGUACAUAAUCUAGUCUACUAUAUCAAGCCAUUAAGCAAAGCC